Messenger RNA from Polistes dominula (European paper wasp), 2379 nucleotides. RefSeq names its product Ran GTPase activating protein (gene RanGAP). Gene Ontology annotation, molecular function: small GTPase binding; GTPase activator activity. NCBI's taxonomy places the organism in Eukaryota, Metazoa, Arthropoda, Insecta, Hymenoptera, Vespidae. Gene Ontology annotation, biological process: activation of GTPase activity; signal transduction; nucleocytoplasmic transport. The record is from RefSeq and is a predicted model, not a curated record. Gene Ontology annotation, cellular component: nucleus; cytosol; perinuclear region of cytoplasm.
UUCGUGUAUAACUAUACGUAUACGAAUUGGUAAUAUAAUAACAAGCGUCUAAAAACGAAACGAUUUGUUUAGCACUUUUUUUAUAACAAUUCCAUAUAUUUUUCAUUUGAUAGCAAAAAUAUAACUGAAAUAAAAUAGUUAGAAAGAUUGAAUAAGAUUUUGUGAAAGGUUUCUGGAUUAUUUGGAACAUUCAAGAAAUUAUGUCUGCUUUUAACUUAAAUGAAUUAAAAGAUGCUUUAAAGGAUAACGCUGAAAAAUCCGGCGUUUCUUUUGCAGGAAGAAAUCUCAAACUUGAUACUGAAGAAGAUGCAAUAGAAGUAAUAAAAGCAAUAGAAGAAUGUCCACAAUUAGAAUUCUUCAAUUUAGAAGGAAACACAUUAGGACCAAACGCAGCAGAAGCUGUAGCUCAAGCUUUACAGAAAAAUGGAUCCCUUCUAAAAAGAGCUCUUUGGAAAGACAUGUUUACUAGUCGAUCUAAAGCAGAAAUUCCUGUAGCAUUAGAACACCUUGGCACUUCUUUGUCAACUGCUGGUGCCCAGCUCACCGAAUUAGAAUUAAGCGACAAUGCUUUUGGUCCAAUUGGUAUUAAAGGAUUAGCAGAUUUUUUAACUUCUAAGACAUGUUAUUCCCUUCGUGAAUUACAUUUAAAUAAUAAUGGACUCGGUAUAUUUGGAGGUAAAAUAUUAGCCAAAGCUUUAUUGGAUUGUUGUCAAUAUAGUUCACGCGAUGGUACGCAAUUAGCACUGAAAGUUAUUGAAGUUGGUAGAAAUCGAUUGGAAAAUGAAGGUGCCGAAGCUUUGGCAUCUGUAUUUAAAAAAUUAACUACAUUAGAGGAAGUUGCAAUGCCUCAAAAUGGUAUAUCACAUAAAGGAAUUAUAGCACUUACCAAAGGUUUAUCUGCCAAUCCAGGAUUACGUGUUUUAAAUCUUAAUGAUAAUACGGUAGGACCACAAGGAGCUCAAGCACUUGCUGACAUUUUACCAAACUUUCCUGCUCUUGAACAUCUAAAUCUUGGAGAUUGUUUGCUAAAAACAAAAGGUAGUUUGAUAUUAGCAGAAGCAUUAGGAAUUGAAGGAAAUCAUCCUUCCCUUAUGGAAUUGAAUUUAAGUUUUAACGAAAUCCAUACAAGAGGAGCUGUCCCCAUUGCUCGAGCAAUGGCUGAUAAAAAUUAUUUGAACAAUUUACUCUUAGAUGGCAAUUCAUUUGGAACAGAUGGUCGUGCUGUCUUACGUGAAUAUUUAACAAAUUUCGAACGUAUCGAUUCGUUAGGUACAUUAAGUGAAGAUGAAAGUGAUGAUGAAGAUGAAGAUGAAAAUGAAAAUGAAAAUGAAAAUGAAAAUGAAGAUGAAGAUGAAGAAAUAGAAGAAGAAGAAGAAGAUGAGGAAGAGUACGAAGAUGAACAUGAUCAUGAACUUGUGGAUGUAGAUGAUAAUGAAUUUGUUGUUGUGGAUAUAGAUGAGGAUGUGGACGAGGAUGUAGUUGCAGAUGAUGAUGAUGAUGAUGUUAAUGAAGAUCAUGCAAAUGAUAAUAAUAGUGCUAUGACAAAUUUGUUAGAGGACAAAAUUGAAAAGAAAGUAACUAUUUCAGAUUUCUUACAAUCUCCAACAGAACAAAAAUUAUUACUAUUACAGUAUAAUACUGCUGAACCUUUUGUUGAAUAUGUCAAGAAUUUAGUGAAAGAUGAUGAUGAUGAGAAGCUAUUAGAAUUCAAAUUUAUUGAAGAAUUUAUCAGAUUAAUUAUGAAUGUUUCUGCUUUCUGUGGAAGUAGACUUUUGAAUGUUAGAUUAAAAGCAGAACUUCUUACAGACAUUUUAUAUGCGGAACUUUUUGCAUAUGUUGUAAAACACAAACAAAUUACAAUGUUGAAUAAUACUUUACUUGUAUAUUUAGGUUUAUUAAAGAGUGAAGAUAAGAAUGAUGGAAAAAUUGAUUGGAAUUUGGAAGGUUGUUUCAAAGCAUUAGAAAAAAUCAACAAAAAGGAAUAUUUCCUUCAACAGACAAAGGACACGUUGAAAUUUUUCUUAGAAAAACCGGUAACAGUUAAUCGUGCAAAAGUAACAGAUCCAUUCGAAGAUUCGAAAAAUGCUCUUAAAUUGGCAUUAAAUUGUAUUCAAACAACAUAAUUAUUGUGGAAUAUACAUUUAAUAAAAAUUUCGUCAUAUAUGUGCCCAUAUUUACAAUGAGCUAAUUGAUAAAGUAGUAGUUAAUAUUCGAGAACUUCUCAUCUUAAAUACAAAAAUUUCUUCCUCAUAAUUAUUAUAUAUAAUAUUUAUAUUACACAAAAAAAAAAAAAAAAAGUAAUGAACUUUAAUUUAGAAAAAUGUCUAUACACUUUUCCUGACUUGUACAAAUUAUUUUGUACACAACUUUUUAUGUUUU